AUGCUGGCGGUGGACCAGGAGCACACCUGUGAGGUCACGCUGCAGGAGGGAGAGGACCUGUGGACGCUCUGCCAGAAGUUCCAUCUCGACCUCGACCUGGUGAUCGAGCUGAACCCAGAGUAUGGAGAGCCGGGCCAGGCCCUGCGCGGAGCCAAAGUGCACGUGCCCUGCAGAGCCGAUGGCACCCCCGCGCCACAGCAGCAGAGCGUGCAGCAAGAGCCGCCAGGGUCGUCAAUUCCCUGCGAGUACCAGGUGACCAAGGGCGACACGCUGCCUGCAGUGGCCACCCGCUUCCGGGUGCCCUUCAGCCUCAUGCUGUUCCUGAAUCGGCAGUACGAGGGAAACUACGACGAGAUCUACCCCGGCGAGACGCUGCUGCUGCCUUGCCGAGAUUACCAUUGGGGCGGGCCCGACGAGGGGUGGCACACACAGUAA
This is a messenger RNA of Chlorella variabilis, 435 nucleotides long. RefSeq lists its product as hypothetical. The transcript is spliced from 4 exons. The record is from RefSeq and is a predicted model, not a curated record. NCBI's taxonomy places the organism in Eukaryota, Viridiplantae, Chlorophyta, Trebouxiophyceae, Chlorellales, Chlorellaceae. Bases 1 to 435 code for a protein of 144 amino acids.